AUGGCUGUUCAACUUCUUAAUGAGAAAGUGAAGACAGCUGUUGUUCCUGAUAUAAAUGGGGAUGCUGAUACACCUGUUGGUCAUGUCUCCUACUCGCUUUCAAGGUGCAUAACUCAUUAAACCUAAUUAAAUAAACCUUAUAACAUGUUAAAUAAAAAAUGAAUUAAUAAAUCGAUAAAUAACGAUUCACUGGUAGCACAUCCACAGAGUGGUUCUUCAUCUACCGGUCCAGAUCGAAUUGGAAUGUUGGUGGUGCAACCACGAGUACCCGGAAAAGAGGGGGGCAAGCUUAUUUUCGUUACGCCGUGGUAGAGCAUUUCUGGAGUCCGCUAAUCGUGAUGUACUGAGAAACUAUUAUGUGAGUCGCGAUUGAAGUGCACUCCGUGAAACCUGAACCGCCAAAAUCCUCCAUUAUUUCCUGACACGUACAUUGAAGAUCAAUCGAAGACAAUAAAUCGUUAAUUUGGCCAAAAGACCUUAACUAGCAUCUGGUGGCUUGAUUUAACUUCACUUUCGAGUCUUUUGAUGUAACUUCAAACUUCAGUGCGUUCAGACCCACCAAUAGCUGGCUUUCUUAGGGAUUUUAUAGUCGCGUGUAUACGCGUUUUUCAGAAGGUUCAUGAAACGCUAGUUAACUUGCUAAAAUAGAAUCGAAGCACUCUGUUUUGCAAAAUGGGACUAACGUUUAGGGAGGAGCGUUUUUGGCAUUUUGCACGACCUCUAUUUUCAUGAAACGUGAAAACGUAAACAUUUGUUUCGUGACUCGUGAAACGCAAAAUUGUUGUUCGCGAACUCGUGAUGAGACCCAAAUUUGUAAGAGUACCCACACCUCCUUGUGUAACUUUCCGGCCGCCAUAAUGGUGUCUCACGAAUGGCUAGCAACAUGGCCUCUUCCUUCUAGACUCCAAUCAAUCAAUCAGACAAUCAGUUUUUUUGUCCUAAAAAAACAAGGAUGAUAUAGUUUUUGAGAAAUUGUAAAUGCCGAGACUAGGAAUGUGUUCGAAUAACUUGAACUACAACUACUACUUGCAAAAUAAGACAAGACGUCUUUACCAUAUUAGACGCACGUAUAUGAAAUGUAAAAUGUAAAAAUAAAAUGUCUUCUAGAAGUUUUAAGAACCUCGAAAUGUAUUUCGCUCUUCGAGCCUCGUCAGUCAAUAAAAUUUUCAUGCAAGAUGCACUAAAGUAGUCUGCGUGUUCUCCAGUGUCAUGUAAGCCAAUAUGGUGUAUUCUAUUUUACGUGGUCACGUGCGACUACCGCGCGCGGAACGCGGAAAUAAUUCCAUUCGUUCUUAGAGUUCAUCAACGGGCCUUCCGGUACUUGAUCUAUCCGAACACCCUCCGAUAUCUGCCUCAACAUGGCGUCGUUGGAGUAAGAACCGGUAAGGUUCAUUUCAAAUUUAGGCAUUUCACUGUUGUGUUUGAACUACUUUUAUGCAAGUAGUUCAAGGAUGAAUAGCCUCUCUGACAUAAAUCUUGGCAAGAUUGUUUGAUCUCUGAGGUUCUUAAAGAUAUUUGUUAAAUGAUUUGGAUAUUUUUGGAUGGUAUGGCAGCCAAAAAUAAUACUAGAAAACAUAUCUGUUAAGGCACAUAUCUUUCCUUCUUGGUUUCCAUCCUUACCUACCAUGCGAAGAGCCUCAUGUAAGAGAAUCCAAGACAGUCUUGGAUUCCGCAUUCCAGGUACUGAAUUCCGGAUUCUUUGUCAGUGGAUCUUUGAUUCCAACCUUUAGUGUAAUUCCGGGUUCGUUGAGCAGUAUUCCGGGUUCCAUAGCCCAAAUGUUGGAUUCCAUAAGUACAAAAAUUUCCCAGAUUCUGGAUUUUACAAGCUAAAACAUCAUUGAUUCCAGAUUCCCUUACAUGGGGUGAGAGGACAGCGCCUGUUUAUAACCUUCUCCUCGGUGUACCCUAUGAUUUGUCACUGUAUAAAACUUCUUACCUAUUACAGCAACCCAUUUUCAAUUUUUCCGUUUUCAAUAUUGAAUGUUUAUAACUGAAUAUUUUUUCUCGUCUUGCAGCGUACACUUUAACUCUCUUUCAAUUCCUUCGUCUACGUUCAAGACAGUUGCUGGCAUUGGUCUUCAGCUCCAGAUUUCUGGCGCCUCAGCUUCUUUGAGCGGGAACUGGCACUACAGAAAGGACCACUGGUAACGCACAUUAACAACAACUUUUUAUUUCCAAAAAACCAAACUAUCAAAACCUAAUUUACAAUUCAUUUCGAUUAAAAACUAUUUUGAAGCAAAACAAAGCUAUUUUCCACCAUAAAUAUUAUUUUUUAUAAAGAGAGAAACAAUGCAUUAAGUAAGCUACAAUAAUAUCGUCGACUCCCGAUAACUCGAACCUCGUAGGGAAAUUGAAAAACGUUUGAGUUACCAGGACUGAGUUCUAGUUAUCAGGAGUUCGAAGCAAAUGAACGGAAAUAAGGAAAUAGGCAAAGGGAAGGCGGGGUCCGGUGCAAGUAUCAUGCAGACACAUUUAGGGCAGCAAGAGAUAUAGACUGAUAUUUUGAAAAAAAUUAAGCAGCAAAGCUUGAUUAAUAUGCAGGAAUGGACCCUGAAUUUGAACUGGAGUGACAUAAAGGAAUUGACGCUGCCGUUCCUUUGAUAAAUUCAAAGUUUCGGACUUCAGUGCACUGCUGUUUUUUCUUUCUGACUUGUCAUGCGCUUAAAGCAUGGUUCGAGUUAUCGAAGGUAAAAUUAUAUAGAAAUUGUCUCAAACGAAACAAAUGUUACUUCGAUUUAGCGGGAGCUUCGAGUUAUCGAGGGUAAAAUUAUACUGAAAUUGUCUCAAAGGAAACAAAAAUUACUUCAAUUAAGCGGUGGGUUCGAGUUAUCGAGGGUAUAAUUACAUAGAAAUUGUUUCAAACGAAACAAAAAUUACUUCGAUUUAGCGCGAGGUUCGAGUUUCGAGGGUAAAAUUACACUAAAUUUAUGAAGGAAAUCCAAGGGAAAUCGACUUUGGUCCGAGUUAUCGUGAGUUAACUGUUUGUUCGUGAUUAAAACUAAAAAAGGAAACAAAGUGGCGUUUCUUUGUGAGUAUUAGCGAGGCCUUUUUGAAUAUAUCUAUUAUUUUUUAUAUAUAUUAUUAUUAUUAUUAAUUGUUAUUAUUAUUAUUAUUAUUAUUAUUAUUAUUAUUAUUAGCAUAAGAGAGCGAGAAAAGGGAAAAUGAGAAAAGUUUUAGACAGCUCCUUUAUCAUAAGUGACGAAUUACUCCUUAAUUUUGGCAAGAAAUUUCAGCGUUAAUUAUAGUAAAAUUACAAAAUUGCCAUGAGAACCUGCCUUGCGUCUCAGUGCCAAGAUGGCGACGAAGUUUUAAAAUGUUAUGAAUGAAGAUGUCAGGGCAUUAAGGCGAGCUACGAAAGAACACAUCAAGAAGGAUUGUAUAAACAGGUAUUUUUUUGAGAGAGUGGAGUUCUUUUUCGUUACUACAAAUCCAGGAUAAACAUGUCAAAAAUCCACGACUGCGAACGUAAUUCGUCCUCCAUCAUGAAAUAGCUACCGUAGUGUUCCCAUAGUAGCGACCCUCGUUACUUUCGGAAUUAGCAGCCUUUGGGGCUCGCUACUUUCGGGGGCUCGUUACUUUCGAGGGCUCGUUACUUUCGGGGAACAAAAAUCGUUUACAAAUAGAGCUGGCGCGAGCUUUUUUUCCAAUGGUAUCGAUGAUUUACCGGACUACCACAUGGGGUGAAUCAGCCGAUAUAGACGAGAUCGAGUUCUUCACUGACUCAGAGGUGGGAAGCUAAACUGCUUCGAUUGUCCUGCAUGGCGCACCGCAGCGAUUUAGUCUGUACCCCCUACCGGUAUCUCAGUUUCAUUUAAUUUGAACAAACACGUUCAUGUUAAUGGACGAAAACUAUAUAGCGAGUUUUCAAUUUCAAUUUGAAGAAACGUUCCUGUUGUUAAUACGAAAUUAUGCUGGUUUACGGUAGUUCUUACAUCGCUACAUCAGUGAACUGAUUUCAAGGACGAAUGGGGGCAUAAAGCUUCCCCUUGUUGUAAAUUAAAGUGCCUUAUCGUGAACAUUUUGUGACACUGCACGAACAUAUUUUAAAAUUUUGACUAUUGAUUGACAAAUUAAAGGUAUACGGUAUACAAUUUCAAAAACUUGGUCUCGCUACUUUCUGGGGGGUCGCUACUUUCGGGAUUUACUAGCGGCCACAAAAAAUUGACGUUACUUUCGGGGGGUCGUUACUAUCGGAACUUUACGGUAAUCGAAUGGUAUACCCGAGAAAUUAGGGAAUAAUUUCACUCGUCACCAUUUGAUUACACAUGCCAUUUUUUUUCUUUUCUAGGCCCCAUAUCAGUGACAGCGGAAGCUUUGAUCUAGAUGUGAAUGGUCUGACCGUAACCUUAAAAACAAAACUGGGUGAGUUCAUUUGGUGCAAACUGGAAAUGUUAGAACUAUUAUUGUCUUUAUGGCCCCAUUUCUCCUUCUUACCCCUUCUUACAAUUGAUGAACAAAUGAACGCAGGGUAAAUGCGCUUUGGAAGUAGGCUUUGAUAGAUUGUGCGGCAUAAUUUUUGGCAUAAGUCGUCCCCUCGAGCAUAAUUUUCAACUGUUUUGCGAAAAGGCACUGCCAACGUAAUUUGUACUUUUGGCAAGGUCUAUAGCACAAAAUUGAUUGAUCAAACAGCCAUUUUUUUAGCUCUAGAUCAGUGUCACAUGCAAAUUUAAGUGACAAAAUCACAUUUUUUGUCUCCUUAUUGUCACAUUUAUGGGGCCUGUAUCCCACAGGAAGUCACCCGCAGGACUCAGCGCAUGGGCAUCUCGAUCACUCUGAGAUGGCGUCCAAUCCAAAUACUUUGCAACACAUUGAUACCCAGAGAUUCCAUUUAUAAGGAAUUAUGCGCUAGUAAAGUUACUAUUUGAUGAAUAGAGUAAAUGUUUUUGCCAUUUACCUGUAUUCAAUUUGCAUAGUUAUCAAGGCCGGAGUUUUUACCAAAUUUAAGGUAAAAAGUAGUAGCUUUUUUUUGCAUUUUUUUGAUAAAAGGAUCAUAAUUUACAACAACUAACAUAAUUAUUGCCAUAAUUUUAGAAAUAUACGAGCACUGCUUGUAAUAUACUACGCUACUUUUGCGAGCACAAUCCGUCAAGCGGAUUUGGAAGGAUUAGCAAAAGCCAGUUCGGAAUCCAUGUACGACAAUUUUGCUUCAGAACUUGCAUCAAAUUCAGAAAGGGGUUGAGACAUCCUUUGCACCUUAAGUGAACUUUAAAAUAAAUACCAGUUUUUAUUUCUCGAUUACGUCACACAGCUGAAUGAUAUAAGUAUGUGAAACAACUUAGCGAUUCACUUGUUUCAAAUGUCUUUGGUAUCCACUUUUUCAUAAUUUUUCAUCCUUUUAUUGCAUUUGUAUUAGGUGUUGAUAGCACUGGCCAUCCUAACAUUGCUGCUGCUGGCUGUUCCAGUUCAAUAGGAAGCGUUAAAAUUCACUUUCAUGGUGGUGCAAGGUGAAUGAACAAACUGAUUCCCCUUCACUGAUUUAGUAUCACGAACAUGCAGUCAGCACAACAUCUGUCAGGCAGCUGCAGAAUCUUCUAGGGAACGACUAGUCCCUUUCUGUUUCUUCUUUGUCGUUUACAUUAAUGGGUCUUUAACCAUGUCGCUGUGUAACUGCUUUCAUUGGCUGCUAUAAUAGUAUCAAAUUAAUGACAAUUUCUCGCUUUAGACACAACUCUCAGGGAUGGGAGAAAAUCCACCAAGGGUUUAGAGGAAAGAAGACCGGAAGUCUCUCGUAACAUUUCCCCAAACUCCCGCCUAUUUUAUUUUUGGUGAAAAGUUGAAAGAGGCUUCCGGUCUUCCUCCUUGUAUACCCUUGGUUAAUUGAUCUCUCUUAAAAUGGGAUGGCCGAUUUCUAAACCUUUGUCCCCGUGCGAAGGCCUUCCCUUGCUUCGAAGAACAGGAGGACCAUGGAAGGAGAGUGUGUUCUUUCAACUAGCUUGCAUCGCGGACACUUUAAACCGCUGUAUAGGCAAAUAUACCAAUGGUCAAGACGAUGUCUUCCAACCCCCGCUUUUCUCUGCUUGCAUACCCUAGUGCUGGCAACACUCUUUGUCUGGUUUGUCGUUACCUCUCGGCCUUGCGCUAGGAAAAAUGACCUGAUCUUUUUGUUUUUUGCUUGUGUCCAGUUGGCUUUACAACCUUUUUGACAAGUACGUUGGUGGUAAAAUAAAACGGACGUUACAGGAUAAGGUGAGAAGGAAUAGUACAUUUCGAUCACUUAAGAAGUGAGACAUCAUGAGACCCUAGGAAGCUUAAAGGGACUGGUUCACGAUAAUGCGCAUGUGUGAGUUCUGACAGUAGCUGAUUGUUUUUAAACCAAUCGGAAGCGAGUUAGAUGCACGCAAGUAAAUUUACAAAAUUCAAAUUCAUUGUUAGCGACGCGAGAGUAUUUCCGGGCAUUUGGUUUGAUUUUAUAUAUCCCCAUAAUUCAGGUUUAUUCUUUGCUACUCCUCAGAUAUAUGUUGCAGCCGAUAAGAAUAAGAUUUACAGCCCUGCCUGCUUUGAAACAAACAUUUACCAACGUGUAUUUUUACGAGGUCGUACCCACGCUAACAAAGCAGUCACCGAUCGGCAAACAAAAUUUGUGAACAAACAUUUUAUUACUGUUCUCUCAGUUCGCCUUAUAUAAACCCAGAAAUACCUACAAAUAGCCCCUGCCGGUGACAAAAACACACAACGUAUGAGUAUAAAGAUUAUCCUUAGUUGAGCAUAAAUUUCAAUUGCUUAUCAGCAAAUGAACAAAUUCAUUCGCGUUGCAUCGGGUCAGUGUUCCGCAAAACAAAUGUUAUCGAGUGGAACACAGAAAAAACCUCUAUUAUAAACAGAAUAUUCAGGUAAUAAAUUAUUUUAAAAAAAUCAAUUCUUAAACAUAUACGAUCGUAAAGGAAAGAUACAAGGAAAAUUUCAAGUGUACCAGAUCGGUGAACAUCGCGGGGCCUGUUGCGGUAUAACUACAGGUCGGAGUCAAAAAUCAAGUCAAAGUUGAACGAACUCAUGUCUUUAACCACUUUCCAAGUGUCGUGUAUUCUUUUCGUAAGCCACACACUACUCCUAAAACCAUACCAGAUCGAUCGGCUAAGCUUCUCUAUCUCCAAAGACUCUUGAGAACACCCUGUUGCCUUAAGCUUCCUAAUUUCUAUCCUUUCUUUCUCAGCUUUGUCAAGAAACAUCAGAUCUCAUAAACACCAAUGCUGAAAAAUCGCUUUCAACCUUUCCAGGUGGGUCUAAAUUAUGAAACACUUGAAAAACACGCUCGAACAGACACUUUGCACACGGUGAAAGUGCAUGUUAGAAGUUAAAUGACAUGACGGGAAAUCUAAUGGACCUUCUCAUAAGUCAAUUUAAGGUACUUGUCCGUUAAGCCCAAACGAGGCACCAGUUUAUGUAAAACAACACUAACGAUUUUUAGCGACCAAUACUUUCAUUAUGACAUCAAAAUUAACCAUCAAGAGUUUUUAAGUAUACACUGGCUUGGUUCCUUGACAAUUAUUGGUGCCUACUUUGUUAUGGACCUUUCAAGUUCUUAUCCAGAUUAAAAAACAAAGACAAUAAAAUUUGCUGGAGAUUGAGUGUCCCUUGCUAUUCAUUCCACUUCAUUACAUCGCAUCAAAAUUAAUAAGGAGUUGGAUGUCAGGUUUAUUCAUAAGAAUUAUUUGGGGCAUUUGAGAAGUUGUCAACCUAAAUCUGACUUUUACGAUUUGCCGUAAAAAUGAGCCUAAAUCUCCUUAAUGUUAGUGUUGCUCACAAUAAAUUGACACAAAGUGUGUCUUUAAUCAUAGAGACAACAACUGCUACAAGUUCCUUUAUCCUUUCGAAAUGAUUUUCGACAAUUAAAAAAAGGGAGCAGAAAAUAUUUUUAUAUUAGGCAUUAGGGCGGAAAGGCGCUCCUGAAGACAACAUAUCUGAAUGAAGUUGAUGUUAUUUUUCGUAGUUAAAAAGCAAAUCGACAAAUUUGCGGUUAUAAACUACUCGUUGGUUUCAAGUCCCAACUUCACUGAAUCGUAUGCCGACGUUUUCAUUAAGGUGAGUAUCAUUUGACCCGGACAUGCUAAUUUUAGGGGGCAUAUCAGACUGGACAUAUUAAAUCUAAUUUAGUAAGAUUGACUGGAUAUUCAAGGGUUUCUCUUCUUCUGAUCGUAAACAGAACAUUAAAAGAAAUAAUAUAGAUAAAAAAAUAUUAGUAAACAGGUUGCGCUCAGCUAUUCUAUUCCCCUAGAAUUCUCCCCAGUGGAGUGGUCAACUCUCCCUGUAUGUGUGCUGAAUUUUAAAGCACGACGGUAGAAAAAUGCUCGUAAAAUGCGUCAUCGCAUGACUUUCAGCAACUGUUUGUCAACUCGACAAAGUUUUCUAAGAAAAAAAAAAAAACGAACUCAUGACCUCCUUAGUGCUGAAUUUCCACAACUUAAAAAUAUUUACAUGCAUGCACGCACUAAAUUUCAGACAUAAUUACAUGAUACUAAACACAAAAUACAAGAUCCAAAAAGGAAAAAAAAAAUGUACUAUUGUGUAAUGUUCUAUGAAUUGUUUUCAAAGGGGGAGUUUUUAUCGGCCAUCAUUCCUAAAGAGGCGCCCUUUAGUCCAACGCCUCUCCCACCCGAAUCGGAAUCCGACAAGAUGGCAUAUAUUUGGUUGACAGACUACGUUGUGAACACGGCUGGGCUCGUUUAUCAAGAGGCUGGAAUUCUAAACGAAACGGUUACUCCGUCAAUGGUAAGUUGAACAAUACUAUGGUUUAACUCGGAAUCGAAAAGAAUUCUCCAUUAUGGUAGCUGCAUGUAGUUGUUAACCCUUGGAUAUAUAUUUAAGGAAAUUCGUACCCUCCCUGCUGUGCAUAGAUGGUGGGUUUGUCUCAUUAGUGUUGUAAAGUGGUAUCAGGGAAAGAUUAACUCUGAAUGCGUAACUUUUGGUAAGGUUAUCAACAUCAUGUAUAUGACGCAGUUCGAGAUCUGUGACGUCAGCAAGUUAGAGUUAACGGAAAUUGUGUUGAAACCAAAAAAAAUCAUACACUGUAACUGUUAAGAUCUUGAAUUUGUUGCAAUUAAACAUUUGCUGUUUUCGAUACUGCUGUAAAUGGUUUUUGCCUCUGGUGACGUCAUGUUUUACUGUCAACAAAUUCUGUUAAAUGUGGGGAAGAAGUAAAUAAGAAGCCACUCUCUGAUAAGACCUACAUGUAGCGGCAGUGUUGUUGGAAGUAGUUUUUAAAAUAGUGGAGAAAUUCAUUCAUUUAUUCGUGGACAAUCCCCCCUCUUGUCGUCCCGAGGGUUGGCGUUAGGCUAAGACUUUUUGGUGGCAACAUUUUUAAAAGAAUUUAAAAGGAAAAUGCAACUGCCAUCUUGAUGAUAUACACCUUUAUAUAAUGCACUGUUUUAAAAGCGUCGUAGAAGAAAGAACCGUCAGUUAAAACGAAAACCCAAGUAUUAAAUGAAAUUGUUUCCUUUUGCAGCUGCCUCCAAACUUCUCCUAUCCUUUGAAUACAAAGACGUUUAGAUUGAUCAUACCCAAGGUAAGCAUUCAUAACUUGAGAUUGAUCUCAACAUCACAGCUAUACAUAAAACGGAAAUGUCGUUUAACUUACUGCAGAUCAAAAAUUCUCACCUGUAAUUCCUAUAUAUUGUGGAGGAAAUGUUCCUGUUACAAAAGAAUUUGAUUCCCUUUGAAAGUCGAGGAAAAAGAAACUCGGUAUUUUUCGGAACGGAAAGGAUAUUAAUUUUACAUUUCCACAAAACGAUUUGUGUCCAUUUUAUUCUUCUUCACUAGCUUUAUAAGGUGUACCCAAACCGACCAAUGAAUUUGAAAGUCUAUUCCACCCAGCGUCCUACAGUAUCGUCAUCCUCGGCUGGGGUCGGCCUCAAAAUCAACGGCAAUGUGGAUGUCUACGUGCAGUUGGAAAAUGGAUCGUUUGUAUAUACCUUCACUAUGGGAGCGGUAAGAGAGUUGAGCUGUUUCGUUGCAAUAAAGAAAUCUUUUAGCUCUUACGUUGGGGAAGUCUAGUUUAAACACGUUAACGGACGAGUAUUUAACAGAUGUCUUAGUCGUCUGACAAGUGAUCAGGCGAAGUUAACUUAAUGUAGCUGCCUUUGAAUUGAUAUUCAUAAUCUGUUUCUUCUCAGAACAUUUCUACUCUGGUAAAAAUUGCUGUGAAAGGCAAUAAUGUUACAGGACAAGUGGAUUCGAUCAAGUACGUAGAAACAUUUUCCCACCCACUUAAAAAUUGUUGAAGUGUCCCAAGGAAACGUUUGAUUCUGUUAAAAAAACUCUCGAUGAACCAUUUUCCGGAAUGAAAAUGCGAGAAAUAAUCUCUAACUCACUAGUGGGGAGAGAAGUGGAGUAAAUUGUGUAGCUUGGGUUUCAACACUGGUUCUAAUAUUGGAAGCUGAGAUGAGUUAAUCUCCUUUUGGUUGGAGUAAAUUUGAACCCAGUGCUCUGUCGUCUCUAAAAGUCACUUGUUUCGGCUUUCACCUAUCUUUGCACUUAUCCUGUAGUCAUCAUGGGGGCGCCACGGACCUAGCAACCCUUUCCCUCCAUGUAAUCUUUUUUUUUUUCAGAUAAUCUUAGAGCGUGGGAAAACUUUAACCCUGGCCAGUCAUUGAUGAGGUGUUAUUCUCCCAACCCUUCUUUUGUUGACCUCUUCUUCUCACUCCUUGCACUGUUCCUUGUAAAAUUGUCGUAGCAAGCAGUGCUGAUCUUGAUACAUGCCCACUGAACCACUUCAAUUUCCAUUUCUUUACCGUGGUUAAGAUGUCAUUACAAGGCCCGAUGGCUUGCCUGAUACUGCCUCUGACUGCGUCGUUGGUGACGAGGUCUUUGUAUGAGAUGCCAAGCAGUUUCCUAAUGGCCUACAAUUUCUUCAGGAUGUCCACUGUCAAUGUCCAAGUUUCGAAGGUGUACAACAGGACUGAGACAAACCGGGAGCGCGUAAGUCUAAUCUGUGAGCUAAGAGAGACAUUCUUAUCGUUAUGAGAUGGUUUUCAGUCUCGCUAGUGUUGCUGUUGUUUGUGCAGUUCUGGACAGUAAUUCAGGCAUGGAACCUUGGUUUAUGACGACUGCGCCCAUACAUUUAAAACUGUUAACCUCGUUCAAUUUUUCGCCGUUGACCCUGAUGUCAAUGCUGAUGCCAUCUGUGUUGUUGGUCAUCAGUUUGGAUUUCUCUGCACUAAUUUCCAUGCUAAAGGCUGAAGAGGUCUUAUCCUGGUGAUCUACAAGAGCGGCAAGUUCCUUUUCUUUUCCUUUCAAGCCAUCAAUGUCAUCGGCAAAACGUAAGUUGGUGAUUGUUCUGUCACCAAUGCUGACUCUUCCUUUGUGAUUUUCUAGUGCGUCAUUCUUAAUUCUCUCAAGAAGGAUGUUGAAAACAGUGGAGUGAGAGGAGACAGCCUUGUCUGACUCCGAAUGUGCUUUUGAACCAGUCUCCUAUACUACCAUUAAGGUUGACUGCACCGGUGGCCUUGUUGUAGAGUUUCUCAAUGACUUGGAUCAGGUUGCCAUCAAUGUUAUAAAGCCUCAUGGUGACCAAAGAGCUUUAUGUCAUGCUCUAUCAAACUUCCCUUUGAAAUCAAUAAAGACGUGUUAGAGGUCUUGUUGAUGUUGGAGGUAUCACACAGUAUCCUUAAAUUUAAGAUCUGUUCUGUUGUGCUGCGUCCUGGUCUGAAGCCUGCUUGUUCUUCUGUAAUGAUUGUUUCUGGCUUGUGCUUCAGCCUGUUUAAUAGCACCUUCAGCAUGGCUUUACUUGGAUGGCCAAUCAGGCUGAUUGUACGAUAGUUCUGUGGAAAGGGUAAUGAUCAGAGACUGGGUCCAUGGUAUAGUCCAUUCUUCUGUCUGCUUUUGAAGAUUUUAUGUAAGGCGCUUAUCACGGCAUUUCCUCUUGCCUAGACCAUCUCCCUCGGGGAUAUUGUCUAAACCUACAGAUUUUCCCUUCUUAAGCGAUUUCGCAGCUGCUUCGCUCUCUUCCCGCACGAUUGGGUAGUUAUCAUUUUUAGUUACUGGUGGGACAUUCAGUUCCUCGGGGUCUGGGUUUGGCUUUCAUGUACCAAGAAAUCAGAUGAAAACUGACACUCAAGAUGCAACGGUCAAAACAUCAUUUGCGGUCGUAGAUAUUUGUUACAAAUUAGCAUUUUGUAAUAGUUGGUCUCGUAAUCAACUUCCUCCAAGAAGAAAAACAUGCGCUUCGGGAGAAUUCACCUCUCGCAGUGAAAAGGUUAAGAUGGUAACAUUAUUUUUUGUCUCUUUCAGGAUAAACGUUCACCUGGUUAAUUCAAAUAUCGGCGAUAUCUCGGUAUAGUACUAACAUUUCUUCAUAUCACACCAUCCAAAUAACUCCGAGACAUUCCUCUAAAACAGUCGCAGUACUGUUGCUUUUACCAGCAAAUGGUGAAAAUGUAGACGUAAAAUGGGUGAUGGGCAGUGUGCAUCGGUACAAAAAUGGACUAUAACUUAACAUAAACGAUAGGCAAGAUGCAUAGCGACGAGUAAACAACAAGUUUAUUCACUGGAGUAUUCUGAGUAACGACAGCUUAAUACGGGUACUCGAUACAUAACCAAAAAAAUGAAGACAAUUCUGCUAUUUAUUAACCAGUGUAUCCAGUGAACAUUGAGAUCAAAGCGGUCACCAUCAACUAAUACUUAUAAUUCUGGUUCGGUAAGCAUGUUCAUUGUUGGUGAUGCCAUGACAUUACCUCACUGAGGUAAGUGUCAGUGAACUUCACUGAAGGCAGGCCAAGUUUUGCAUCUAGCUUGUAAGAUCGCUGUUGUGUAAAGUUGUUGACUGAGUAGCUCAAUGUCUCAUUACGCAGAUCGACGUGAAGUUGCUGCAGAUUGCCUUGGAUGUGUUUGCGGACACAAUCAUCCUAAAACAGUUAAAUGGUAAAACGCCAAUAUUCCCCUCUGGUUUUGUUCAACUUUGCUCGUUAAUGGCACCGUUUGUACAUACGCCCAUUCAUGCCAAAUCACCUUCACUGCCUCGUCUUAAACGAAAACUACUUUUGAAUUCUGCUGAUAUAUUCGAGACAGUAGGGCUAAAAAAGCACAAACAUAAAAGAAAAAUAAAGCUGUCUCUAUAGCCCACGUUCGAUGUAUUAGAAUUAUGGCAUGACUCCGAGAUUUUAUGGUCAUUUUCCUAUAUUUUGUUUAAUUUUCUUUUUGCUUAAGUCUCUUCUGAGAAUUACGACACAAUGAAGUCGUAAACAAUUUGCAAUUUCGACCGUGAGGCCUCGGAGUCAUGUUAAAUUUUAAUAUAUCGAACGUGGGCUAUUGAUGAGGAAGUUCUAUGGGAACCUUAAUUUUCUGUUUUUUUUUAUGAUAUUUAUAAUCACUUUAUGAAUACUUAUUACAACCUCGUAAGAGGCAACUUGUGUCAAUAAAUCCAGAUCGAAAGACAAUAUUGUAAGGCACCUGUGGUAUCUGCACUCUUGACUACAGACCUUCUUUAGCAAAAUUGCCGAUACCUAUAUGCUUUCUCCACGCUCGCUGAGUCACAAAAAAGGGGUUGAAGAAUAUUCAACGGUUUUACUUGUGCGUGGUGUUUUUAUCUGUCAAAGAGCUUGCCCCGCCAAAUAAGAUCUUUGGUGCACUAGUUUACUUUGACUGUGUCAUUGAUACCUAACAAUCAUAUUCAUUUUUUUUCUUAGAAAUCGGUGAGAAAGGUUUUCCUUUGCCAGUUGUAGACGGUGUACAACUGGUAAACCCGGAAGUAACACGUGGACAGGUAAAGAACGUUUUUCGGUUUUGCAAAAUAGGUUACUAAGAGAUAACAUGCUUUACCUUCAUACAUGCCUUCGCAGCGAUAUUUAAUAGAACCUUGCAUGCUAUUUCUACCACCGCUACUAGCUGCUACUACGUUUAUGUUUGUUGCUUGUUCUUACGUUUGCGUCGAAUGAGUAUAGAAGGCUGAAUGAUCAAACUUCUUGCUCUCACGUGCUUAUCCAAAUGAGCAGUUAGCAACUCUCUGGGUCGGUUAUUUAAACAAAUUUUAACCAAUUAAUCAAUUUUAGUAUGUCCAACGCUUUUAUCAAACCGUUCCAUGAAAGAAUAUAGCGUAGACUGCAAAGAUUCGAAAAGAUACUUAAAAAUAACCCACUAAAGAAGAGAUAUUUCUUAAACUGCAGCUUAGGUUAGACUUCUUUUAAAUGACCGACCCUCUGUUUUCAAGUCUAAUGAAACUACAAUUUUGAUUUGUUUGAACAGAACUUCAACCUCAUAGCAACUGACUUUAAGUACGCACCAACUAAGAAGGCUGGUCUGAGGGGAAGCGAGGAAGCAAAGAAUAAUAUAGUUGUAUUUUAAAUGCAUUUUAUCACAAAAUAGUUUUGCUACAAUGAAAUGACAUCCGCAAUGGAAAUCAGUGAGCAUCAAAAAAUAGUUGUUAAGCAUGCAAAAUAGUUAAAGUUAAACUGCAUAUUUGUGCAAGGAAUUUUUACUCCUAUGAGAUGGUAUCUGUAAUUGAGGUCAAAUUUAGCUAAAUUUACCAAUUAACUAAGUACAGUAGAACCCCAAUAACUGAAACUCUGAAGGGAAACAAAAAACAGUUCGAGUUAGCAGGCGUUCGAGUUGUCGGGGUAGAUUGAAUAUUCAAUUUGCCAUCUUCAUAAUUGACAGUUAAUGUUUUUUCAGCAUUUUAUGAUAAAACGUGAUCUAUUCGUUGCACCAAUUAAAAUCAAAUUUCCGUAGUGGUAGUUUUAGCGUUUUUCUGAUUAUACAACAAGAAAACCUAAUGGAAUGGCAUCCAGGUGGAAUUACAAGAAUUUGAUCGAGGGACUGAAUUUGAUCAAGGGGAAGGGAAUUUAAUUCGAGUUAGCGAGGAGUUCGAGUUAUCCGAGUUCGAGUUAAGGUGGCUUAACACAGUUUUGGCAGUUUGAGAUUAUAUGUCAAUUGCCAAAUUAUGGCACGAGAAAAGUUGCAUCUUACAAGCAGCUGAAACUUGGCAAGUAAAAAAUAUACUGAUAAAAGAUUUUGAUUGGCAGGUAAAAGGUGCCGUUUUCGUAGUUUCCAUGGCAACAUGAACGAUUGAAUACAACCUUAAAAUUUCACUUUUGCUCAGUUUAUAUAAAAUUCGCUCAUUAGAUUUUCCUAUAAACUUGCACACAGCUUACUGUAAUUAAUCAUUACCCUUUGAAACUUGUUUGAAUAAGUUUUAACAGACGGGUUUUUAGAUAAUCAAUAAUAUUAUUGUUCUGUAAUUAGUCUUUUCAACUUCCAUUUUAAAGUUCUCAUUGUUUAAAAUACGCCAAAUAAAAAAUUUUAAUGAUUAUACUUUGAGAAUUGUCUUCUGUGUACCAUUGCUUUUUUCGCCGCCAUGUUUGUUUGUCUAAUUUAAAACACACGCCGUCACGCGAGUUACCGCUGAUCGCCCGCAAAACUGUGUUAAGCCACCUUAAACGAGUGAAAAGUGGGGGUGAAAUCCGAGAGAAAAGAGACACAGUUCGAGUUAUCCGAGGUUCUACUGUUAGUUGUAGUGUCAAAUAAUAGUCGUUUUAGAACAAAGCCUUGCUUAAAAAAUUCAGGGAAUUGUGAUUUAAUUCCAAUUAUAAGCCUUAAAAAGUAUUUACUUAUUAAGAAGACAAUCAUUGUUCGUUGUAUCAAUAGCUCCUUUUAUAACCAGGCAAAAGAUAUGAUUAAUUUUCUUUUGGAUUAGGUGACCCAAGGCUGCUCUAUACCCUAAAAACGCCGAAGUUUUUAAUGAAGUUCUAUGCUCUUGCAUACCGUUUAAAUCUACAAUCAUGCAGAAUAACAAAGCUGCAUAUUAUGUCUAUUGUUAAAAAAAUGUGAAGUAACAGAAAUAAAGAAAAUAGGAGAG
This is a messenger RNA of Porites lobata, 15781 nucleotides long. The record is from the annotation of a GenBank genome assembly. Lineage: Eukaryota; Metazoa; Cnidaria; Anthozoa; Scleractinia; Poritidae.